AUGAGGACGAACGGCACUCUAACAGAUACUAUCCUCACAACGCUGAAGGAGCGAAGUCUCCUAGCCAAGCGAGAUGUGAUCGAGUCCGCUUUGGAAGAUCCGGGCAUGGGCCAGAAGAACCAAGAAUGGGUGUUGAAGCACUUGCAACCCGACACCCUGCUCUCGCGGGAGGAACUGACCUUGUAUAACAAGCUCGAGAGCUCUGGCGCCCUCCAACCUCUCCUCCGCGAUACCGAACUCAGCGCGACGCGACCGUUUCUCGAAGACGACAUUCGAUCAGCGAUAGAAUCCCUCGAAGCAUCGACCGUCACAAUUCAGAGACAAACAGAGACAUUGUCACUGCAGUGUGAGACUCUCAAGAGACAAAUGCGCCAGCAAGACAGCUGGGAACAGGACCGAAGCCGGGAUAUCGCACGUCUGCGGAAGAAACAUGAAGGAGGGAGACAGAGCACGAACUUCGCUGCCAAUGAUCUGGCGGAUGAGCUGGAGGCUUGCUUCCGAAGCGCGACAGACAAGGCAGGGGCUGAGAACAAGCAGAUUCUCGCAUCGCUAUCUACUCGCUUAAAGCAAGACGACAAGAUCCUCGCCGGGUUGGAGACGCUCAUCUCCGACAUCAAGUCAAAUAGCAACGACGCGGCUACGGUCAAGCGAACAAGUCAGCUCGGCGCCAUGCUAGCAGACUACAACGCGGAAGAGAUUCACUAUCGUCUUGACCGGUUAUAUCUCGAAACCAUUCUGUCUGGGCCAUCGACGUCUUGUCAAAACGUCACGGAAGGCGAGACCAUCACAGCUUUGGAGGAAGAACUGGAGUCUCUCUACCCCGAAAUUGAAAUCUUAGCAGAGAUGUCCACAAAGCAACAAUUCCACGAGCCUAUCCUUCGUGAAAUUCACCACCAACACAGCCAGCUUCGGGCUGCAUCCGAGGAAAAGCUGGCACAUGCCCUAGACGUCCUUGUCGACAUGACUCAGUCCAAAAAGGCCCUGACCAAGCAGCUCGGCGAACGGGAAUCCUCAUGUGAACUCCUGGAACAACUAGCCUCACUCUAUCAGGCCGAAGCAGGCUCCCAGUCCAUGUCUCAGUCAUCGUCCCGACGAGAGUCUCUGCGGCGGCGCUCCAUGCCGCCGGGUAUGCUCCUCGGGGUGGCCCCGCGCGGCCCCGCCCCGGUUCCCCAACAACGUGCACUGGAGAGCCUCCUACGGCGCAUUGGUGUGUCGCCCGAGUCGGUGAUUCGGCCCCAGGUAGCGGAUGGCGGUGCCCGCGAGCUGCACGAGAAGCGGAUACACCUAUCCGAGAUGCUCCGGGGUCUGGGAGCAGCGGUCGACUCGCCACUGGUAACUCAAUUAGCCCCAUCGGACAGCGCCCUGCAACUUCUGGCGUCUGCAUUGCACGCGAAUUCGCACUUUGAAACGUCACUGCGAGAUCCUAGCCAGGAAACGGCGCUGUCGGGCUUGGAGUCUGAGCUCGCCUCGCUCCAGAGGGGUGUGCAAGGGCUCAACCUGGACGUCCUGCACCAGCGGGACAAGACGCAGGACCGCUUCCUCGAGCGAUGGGGCUAG
Messenger RNA from Penicillium canariense, 1557 nucleotides. RefSeq lists its product as uncharacterized. The record is from RefSeq and is a predicted model, not a curated record. Bases 1 to 1557 code for a protein of 518 amino acids. The transcript has 4 exons. Lineage: Eukaryota; Fungi; Ascomycota; Eurotiomycetes; Eurotiales; Aspergillaceae.